UUCUUAUUGGGGGCAGCUGGAGGGUGUUCGUCGGUAGAGUAGGAGACUGUUAACCCCUUCGGCCAAUUGGCGAGAAUUGGGUAGCUCACCACCCCUCCGGCAGGGAGCGGAGGUUUUGAGCUUCCUACCAUUGAUAUGAGAAAAGUGGGACUCCCUAUGGGCAAGACUGGGGAGACAGCCCCCCCAUAUUGGAAGCAAACGUGGGUGCACAGCACAUCUCCCCGCAGCCGCCUUCCUCCCCCAGAACUUGUUUCCGGCCUGCGAGCUUCUGCGAGAUGUUACUGUUCGCGUUGCUGCUGCCCCUGUGCUGGGCCGUGGAGGUCAAGAGGCCCCGGGGCGUCUCCCUCACCAACCAUCACUUCUAUGAUGAGUCCAAACCUUUCACUUGCCUGGACGGCUCUGCCACCAUCCCUUUUGAUCACGUCAAUGAUGACUACUGUGACUGCAAGGAUGGCUCAGAUGAACCAGGUACGGCUGCCUGUCCUAAUGGCAGCUUUCACUGCACCAACACUGGCUACAAGCCCCUGUACAUCGCCUCCAGAUGGGUCAACGAUGGAGUUUGUGACUGCUGUGAUGGGACGGAUGAAUACAACAGCGGGAUCGUCUGUGAGAACACCUGCAAAGAGAAGGGCCGAAAGGAGAGAGAGACGCUGCAACAGAUGGCAGAGGUCACGCGGGAGGGGUUCCGCCUGAAGAAGAUCCUCAUCGAGGACUGGAAGAAGGCUCGGGAGGAGAAGCAGGAAAAGCUCGCUGAGCUGCAGGCUGGAAAGAAGUCUCUGGAGGACCAGGUGGAGAUGCUGCGUGUGGUGAAGGAGGAGGCCGAAAAGCCGGAGAAGGAGGCCAAAGACCAGCACCAGAAGCGGUGGGAAGAGCAGCAGGCCGCCACCAAGGCCCAGCGGGAACAGGAGCUGGCGGCCAACGCCUUCCAGGAGCUGGACGACGAUAUGGAUGGGGCGGUCUCGGUCACCGAGCUGCAGACCCAUCCAGAGCUGGACAGUGACGGUGACGGGGCACUAUCGGAAGCGGAAGCUCAGGCCCUCCUUGGGGGAGACGUGCAGACUGACGCCGCUGCCUUCUAUGACCGCGUCUGGGCUGCCAUCAGGGACAAGUACCGGUCUGAGGUGCUACCCACCAGCCCCCCACCCGCGCCUUCUGAGCCUGACCUGACAGAGCCCCGGGAGGAGCAGCCUGCAGUGCCCCCGCCACCCGUGGAAGAGGAGGAAGAGGACGAGGAAGGAGAGGAGACAGACGAGGAGGAGGAGGAGGAGGAGGAGGAGGAGGAAGAUUCCCAGGUGCAGGGGGAGCAGCCUAAGGAGGCCCCGCCCCCGCUGGUUCCCCCGCAGCCUGCCCCCAGCCCCCCUGAAGAGGACAAAAUGCCGCCCUACGAUGAGCAGACUCAGGCCUUCAUUGACGCCGCCCAGGAGGCCCGCAACAAGUUUGAGGAGGCUGAGCGGUCCUUGAGGGACAUGGAGGAGUCCAUCAGGAACUUGGAGCAGGAGAUUUCGUUUGACUUCGGCCCCAAUGGAGAGUUUGCCUACCUGUACAGCCAGUGCUACGAGCUUGCCACCAACGAGUACAUCUACCGGCUCUGUCCCUUCAAGCUCGUCUCUCAGAAGCCCAAACUCGGCGGCUCCCCCACCAGCCUCGGCACCUGGGGCUCGUGGGCUGGCCCUGACCACGACAAGUUCAGUGCCAUGAAGUACGAGCAGGGAACGGGCUGCUGGCAGGGCCCCAACCGCUCCACCACCGUGCGCCUGCUGUGUGGAAAGGAGACAGUGGUGACCAGCACGACGGAGCCCAGUCGCUGCGAGUACCUCAUGGAGCUGAUGACGCCAGCCGCCUGCCCGGAGCCGCCGCCCGAACCACCUGCUGAUGGCGACCACGACGAGCUCUAGCCCUUCUGGGCCCCGAGAACCUCAAGGCAUGGGAACCUCCCCAGCGGGGCCGCCCACCCACCCCGCGGUCUGUGGACCAAGGCCCGCCCCUCCCCGGUCUCUUCACCCUCCCCGCGGGGGCAGGAACCGUGUGGAGCUCCGUGCCCUGCUCUCUCUCGGGGGGGCCAGGCAGGGCACAGCCACGUUCCCAGGCCCUGGUGGCCUCCAAAGGUGGAAUAAAGGAGUUCGCCCACCCCGGGCGCCCCACCCCCACCCCGCCCAUGGCGUCUGCCUCCCUUUCUGGUGGGGAUGAGUGACUUUGACCUGUGACCUCAAAACAAUAAACACGAUCCCCCCACAACCAGGCUGUGUCUGCCUUGCUUUGCUCAGGUGUGAGCGGGCCAGGGAUGGGCCAAGGGUGGAAUUCAGGAGAAGCAGCUUUCUCCUCCAUCUGGUGGCUCCACAGCGGGGGUCCCAUCAGAGCCUGAUUCACAUCGGAGAUGCUGUGUGGGCCACGGAGCAGAGCCCAGCACCGCAGGGCGCGCGGACCCCGGGCCGCAUUCUUCAGGGUUCCCCCACCCCCACCCCGCACCAGUUUCCCACCCAUCCUGAGCCCCAGGUGUGCGGUGGCAAGGCCCGGGGAGGGACAGCGGCUGGGGUGUGGCCGCGCAGCUCUGGCCAGUGACGCCCACUCCCAAUGCUCCCACCUACUGGCACACAAGACAGCCGAGGCCGUAAGAUUCUGAACUUUUAUUUUCUGGCAUGAAAAGUACAAAUAAUUAAACAAUUCCAUGUAAAAGUCUGUUACCGCGGCCAGGCCUGUAAUCCCGGUAAUAAAUAGUCUAAACGCAA
Molecule: messenger RNA, 2726 nt
Organism: Ailuropoda melanoleuca (giant panda)
Lineage: Eukaryota; Metazoa; Chordata; Mammalia; Carnivora; Ursidae
Gene: PRKCSH
Product: PRKCSH beta subunit of glucosidase II
Exons: 18
Coding region: 276-1895 (539 amino acids)
Biological process (GO): N-glycan processing; liver development
Cellular component (GO): glucosidase II complex
Molecular function (GO): protein binding; calcium ion binding
Source: RefSeq, a predicted model, not a curated record